Messenger RNA from Naegleria fowleri, 3051 nucleotides. RefSeq lists its product as uncharacterized. The record is from RefSeq and is a predicted model, not a curated record. The transcript is spliced from 6 exons. Bases 1 to 3051 code for a protein of 1016 amino acids. NCBI's taxonomy places the organism in Eukaryota, Heterolobosea, Eutetramitea, Acrasida, Naegleriidae.
AUGUUGAUUCAACAACUGCAUAGGAGCUGGUUUAUGCUCCUCCGAAGACUCUACUUGACCUACAAUGUUGGACUUACUGCUUUUUUGGUCUUGUUGGAGGGUAUUUCAUUCGGACUACAAUUAUUCUAUGUUUUCCACUAUGUGGACACGAGGGAAGUGUAUUCAUACACGGGAAGAAUUUGUAUUCAAUUUUCAGUCAUCGGAAUGAUCGGAGUCUCUUGCUUUGUGUUUUCUCUCAUUAUUGCCAAAUGUGUUCAAUUGGUGAGAAUUAUUUGGUCAAAAGAUCAGUAUAUGCACAUUACCAAAAAAUUCAGAUCCUUUAUUCACUCCUUUCCAUGUUGUCCAUGUGGAGAAGCUCCUCGUUGGAUCGAUAUCUCCUUUCAGGCACUAUUAAUUUUAUUUCUUGAACUACUUCCAGUGUUUAUUGCUAUUCUUACGCUAUUUAUUACACCAACGAAAGACUUUUUAUCUAAUUUUUCUGUUGCUUUCCAAAAUUUUAUAACUUCUGGAUUUUUAUUCAGUUUCAUAUUUGUCAUUACUUGGUGGAUUGGAAGUUUGGUUGAAAAUUGGAAAAGAUUAAUCAUGUUUGUUGUUGGAAGAAGAGACUUCUUUGAAAAAUUGAGAGCUACCGAAUAUUUUAAUACCGAACGAAAAGUUAGAAAAUUAUCAAUUUCAAAGUUAGGUGCUAAUAACAGUAGUUAUGGAACGUCACAGAUUAAUCAAGAAAAUAUUGAGACCAACCAAGAACAAACUACAGGUCCAAUUAUCACUCGUCCAAGAUCUUCAAGCUCCCUAAGUUCCAAAUCUGAUUUUGAAUAUAUUAGCGACAAGAUCAUGACAGAUGUUAGCCCUUCGUCUCGUGACAUUAAUACACUCAAUUCGAGUGCAUACAAUAGAAAAUAUCAAGAUGAGGAUCAAGACGAAGACGAAUUGACCCACCAAAGUGAAAAAUUAUAUGAAAUCGAAAAGGAAAGAAAUGUAUGGGUCAUAUUAGCCUGGUAUUGCUGUUUGGCAGGAAUCAAGUUUCCUUCCUUUACAGCAAUUUAUUAUACAUUGAAAAAGUGUAUACGGCCCAAUACAAAUGAUCAUGAGAACAGAGACAAACGCAAAAUGAGCUUGAAGAUGAGCUACUUUUGGGCAUUACUAACUUUUGGACUGAUGGUAUUAGUCAUUUGCUUAUUAGGAGUUUUUCACAUUUCUGAAGUAUUUUUAAUAGUCACUGUAGUUCUUGUAUGUCUUGUUGUGAACACCUUCUCUGAGAGAUACUUUUUCAUUCCCGUUCACAUGCCUUCAAAAGACAAGCUCAUCGCAUGUUGGAAGUUCAACGAAAAGAAGGUUCAAAAUAAGGAACGGUUCAGAAUCGUCGCCUGGCUUGAUAAGUAUAUCACCUUUGUUGAAGAGGUGUUUUAUCACUCUCCACACGUCAUUUAUAAGGCAUCCAAAUUUUUACUUUUCACUUUCACUGUGGUCAUUGCUUUAUGUAUUACUUUCAAAUUUACAGAGACGUAUUUAACUUUUUUCAUUCCUUGGUCCUUCUGUUUACUGGUCUAUAUCUUCCAAGUACUUAGAUUUAAUUUACACAAAUGGUGGGAUAAGAUAUUGGCAUGCUUUGGGAGAACUUCCCUAAAGAGCGAACAAACUUCAGAGCCUGAGAGUUCUGCUUUCAUUAAGGAUUUGUACAAUGAGCCUACUGACGAGGAUCAUAAUGUACCUGCCGUCAUCUCAAAAACCACAAAUGCCUCCGAAUCCAUUCACAUUCUUUCUCAAAAGAGUAGCCAAGUUGAUAUUGAAGAAAUCCCAAUGGCAACUCCACCUCUCCAGAGAACUUCUAUUUCAAGCUUGACAUUUAAUCAUUUGUCACAAAAAUCAAGUUACUACCGAAACAACAUUCCACCUCACUACCAUUGUGAGCAUGAAUCCACCUUUUUCAGAUUUUUGACAGUUUUAUAUUUCCAACUAUCUAUUAUGGUUUCAUUGAUAUUAUUGAUCGUUUUCACAUUCUACUUUAUUGGAUGGAUUUCAGGUGUUUGCCUUAUUAUCCUACUCUUUCUCAUUUCAUUUGUAUUAUUCAUGCGUGUUGACAUUGAUGCAGCUGACAGUUUGUUUGCUUGUUUUAUUGUAUUCUUAUUCAUUUUGGGAGCUGUAUUUGUGUUGGGAGGGUUAAAUGCUUCUGCUAGUAGCGAUGAUUUGUAUUGGAGCCGCAUUGGAUAUCAUCCAAAUGAAACAGUCAAACAAUUCGAUAUUUGUGCAAAUUCAUGGCAUGGCUACAGCUUUAUAGAUUUUGCCCUCUUGAGUGCAUUAUCCUACGAGAUUGAUCCCUAUUUUUCUCAUGACUUACGAACAUGGUUCCCCUCGUGUCAAGGAUGUUAUGUGAGACAUCGAGAGAAUGAAACCAUCAACUUCUUUGAUCUCUAUGUGCCAUCGAAGAAUUUGUCCAUCAUAUCUGUACGAGGAACGACCAUUCCAAGAGAUGUGGUUCAAGAUUUUGAUGUUUGGAAGGAAGCAGGUCUAUUGCAGAUAGCUGCAGUUGUUGGUCCAUUCGCUGUGUGGCCACAGCCACUUCUCACAAAUAUUGUUUGGUAUGUCUCACAAAUGGAAAAGUUGACCAUGGUUCAGCAAAAUCCAAAUUCAACCCUCGAAGAAACAAGAUAUUAUUAUCAAAUUUUGGAUGACUAUGUGGCUGAUGCUAAAAAAGAUCGAAAUAUCAUUUUGUGUGGACAUAGUUUGGGUGGUGGUCUUGCGAAAAUUGUAGGAAGUCGUAAUGCAGUCCAAGCUGUCACCUUCUCAGGACCAGGUGUCAUGCUGUCAAGAAUGAAAUUUGAUAUCACUCAAGACAACAUUGACAGCUACAGUGUGAGCGUUAAGCCAGCCGUAGACUUGGUGGCACAAAUAGACAUUGACGGUGGAUUGGUUCAACAUAUUGAAUGCCCUUAUUCGUUUGUGACUUGCCAUAGUAUCGUUCGCACGACAAGAGAGCUGAUUAAGAGUUGUGGUGAUUAUCCUCUCAAUCGAUGGAUUGAAGGACAAGUGAAUGCAACCUUACCAAAUUGA